This is a messenger RNA of Aspergillus glaucus CBS 516.65, 1287 nucleotides long. Its product is annotated as NAD(P)/FAD-dependent oxidoreductase. The transcript has 8 exons. NCBI's taxonomy places the organism in Eukaryota, Fungi, Ascomycota, Eurotiomycetes, Eurotiales, Aspergillaceae. The record is from RefSeq and is a predicted model, not a curated record. Gene Ontology annotation, molecular function: sarcosine oxidase activity; flavin adenine dinucleotide binding; saccharopine oxidase activity. The coding region runs from base 1 to 1287 and encodes 428 amino acids.
AUGGCGACCUCGCGUGCAGACACAAGAAUGAUUGUCGUCGGCGGGGCCGGCACUAUGGGUUCUUCGACCGCACUCCAUCUAAUCCGCUCUGGAUAUACACCCUCAUACAUUACCGUUCUCGAUGUCUAUCCAAUUCCCUCCGCACAGUCCGCUGGUUAUGAUAUCAACAAGAUCAUGAGCAUCCGAUUGCGAAAUAAGCCUGAUCUGCAGCUUUCGCUAGAAGCUCUAGAUAUGUGGAAGAAUGACCAACUGUUCAAGCCUUUCUUCCAUAAUGUUGGCAUGAUUGACUGUUCAUCCUCGGAAAAGGGCAUUGCAAACCUUCGCCGGAAAUACCAGUCUCUUAUCGACGCAAAUGUUGGACUAGAGAAGACGAAAACCUGGCUGGACAAUGAGAAGAAGGUCCUAGCGCGAGUGCGAGUGCCACCAUUUACGCGGGAACAAACCAAGGGAUGGAAAGGCUUGUUCUGCGGAGAUGGAGGUUGGCUCGCUGCAGCCAAAGCCAUUAAUGCAGUAGGCCAAUUUCUCCAGGAUCAAGGAGUCAACUUUGGGUUUGGCGACGCCGGAACGUUCAAACAACCUCUCUUCCACGCGAAUGGGACGAUGUGCAGCGGCAUCGAGACCGUGGACGGGACAAAAUAUUAUGCUGAUAAGAUUGUUCUGGCUGCUGGCGCUUGGAGCCCGACACUAGUCGACCUGGAAGACCAAUGCGUUUCUAAAGCCUGGGUCUUCGCGCAUAUUCAACUCACGCCUGAAGAGGCAGCCUCAUACAAGAAUGUGCCUGUACCGGACGAGCACGGGGUCAUUAAGGUCUGUGAUGAAUUCCCGGGAUUUUCUCGCUUCAAAGAGCAUCAACCAUUCGGCUCCGCCUCUCCCAAGCUCAUCUCCGUUCCUCGAUCACACGCCAAGCAUCCCACAGAUACCUAUCCAGAUGCGUCCGAAGCAAGCAUUCGAAAAGCAGUCAGCAGGUUCAUGCCACAGCUCAAGGAUAAGGAACUUUUCAACCGAGCCAUGUGCUGGUGUACAGACACUGCCGAUGCCAAUCUUUUGGUCUGCGAGCACCCACGGUGGAAGAACUUCAUCCUUGCCACAGGAGAUAGUGGCCACAGCUUCAAACUUCUACCGAACAUUGGUAAGCAUGUCGUUGAGCUUAUAGAGGGAUCUUUGGCAGACGACCUGGCCGAUGCGUGGAGAUGGAGACCCGGCGGUGAUGCCCUCAAGUCUACGCAUGGUAGCCCAGCGAAGGACCUUGCGGACAUGCCCGGCUGGAAGGAUAAUUCAAGAUUAUAA